Molecule: messenger RNA, 5724 nt
Organism: Symbiodinium sp. CCMP2456
Lineage: Eukaryota; Dinophyceae; Suessiales; Symbiodiniaceae
Source: the annotation of a GenBank genome assembly
AUGGCGACUCAGUCUUACGUUAAGGGGGAGGUCGUGGAAGUGUGGAGCAACUCCCUGAAAUCUUGGAUUUCUGAUGCUGUGGUCUUGGAGGCUCCGGACCGGGACUGCGUCAUAGAUGGCUACGCAAUUCCUGCGGGUGCCGUCAAGGUGACGUCUUCUGCUGGGACGAAGUGGAUCCUGCCAGACCAAGUACCUUCUGCGCUUCGGAAGGUCCAGGGCGGCGACGUCCCGCCCUCCGAACCUCACUUGCCACCUCUGCCAGGUGCGAAGCCGGCGGAAGCGGCUAAACAGCAACCUGGCAUGUGCAAGAUGGGAUGCGGUCGCCCAGUGCAGCCGGGCCUCACAAGAGGCAUGAAGGCUUUUGACACCUGUUGCAAAAAGUGUGCACAGGGAAAGGGUGGUCACGAUUCCAAUUGCGGAGGUAGCACAGCAAAGCCUCUUGCAAGGUCGAUCACCACUGAAAUCGAAGACCCGCAAACUUGGUUGCUCGACCUGCUGUCUUCUGCGGACAGUUUCAACAAGUACUCCAGCAAGAUUGUAGCCACUGUCUCUGGAGAUGCCGGCACACUCAGCGCAGCGCAAGCGCAAGACGCAGUCUCGAAGCGCUUGCUGCGACCUAUUGGUACAACCCUUCCGGUGGAAAUGCGUGCUGCAGAGGAUUGGGUCAGCAGACAUGGCAAGGACGGAGUCUUGGAUGUCCCAGCUUUCGCGAAGCUGGCACAUCAGAUUCUGCAGGAUCGAGUGCAAGCUUGGUUCCCUGAGAAGCUGGUGGCGAAGACCCACAGCUUCGUCCGCCAGAACCCUGCACGUGUUGAAGCUGUUUACGAGGUCGGCAAGCUCCUGGGCGAAGGAAGCUUCGGAAAGGUUUACACGGUGCAGCAUCGCAUUUCGGGUGAGUCCAGAGUGUGCAAGAAAAUUGCAAAGCUUAAGGGUAAGGAGGGUAUGAAAGUGGAAGAGAUUCUACAAGAGAUUGAGAGCAUGGCCACACUUGACCACCCGAAUGUCAUCAAAGUCUACGAGUAUUUCCAAGAUAGGGACAGCGUGUCUCAGAUCAUGGAACCCUGCUAUGGUGGGGAGCUACAAGAUCGGAUCAACGAAGUCUUCCAAAAAGGCAAACCUUGUUACUCAGAGGAGUUCGUGUGUGAUGUCAUGAAGCAAACCUUGCGAGCGCUGGCCUUCAUGCACAGCCAUAACUUCAUGCACAAAGACCUCAAGCCACAGAACAUCAUGCUUGUCAGCAAGGAUUCAGCUUCAAUCAAGGUUAUCGAUUUUGGUCUGGCUGAGCUAUUCGAGCCAGACCAGAAACAUUCCGAUGCUUUUGGCGGCACGCUUCUGUACAUGGCUCCAGAAGUCUUCAGGCUCAAGUUGGAGUUCAAGUCGGAUAUUUGGAGUGCCGGAGUCAUUCAUUAUAACCUGAUGACGGGAGACUACCCGUUUAUGGCAGCAUGGCCUUUGCCGAAAGGUAAGACCAUGGAAUGGUGGCAGACAGAGCUCACACGAUCAAUCUGUGAAGACAACUUCCGGGACAACAAGCACUUGAAGACAUGGACCCCGGAAAGCAGAGACCUGAUGCGCCAGAUGCUGGAGAAGAGCGUAAGCAAGAGACCCGAUGCAGCUGCAUGCUUGGAGCAUGCAUGGUUCAAGAAGCACGAGACCGCUCCCCCUCCUCUCUCUGUUGGCAUUACGCAAUGCUUGGAUGCGUAUGCAGGGCAGCCAGAGUUGAAAAAGGCUGUCUUCCUUCUCAUCGCCCAUAUGUGCACUGCACCUGCAUUGAGUGAGCUGCGUGCCAUCUUCACCCACUUCGACACCCUGAAUCAGGGAUGUUUGGUAUCAUCUGACUUUCGGGAUGUCCUGUACAAGUCUGGAAUGUCGCCCCUGCAAGUCGAACGCAUAGUACAUGCGCUGGAUCAGGAUCGCAGCGGGACGGUGACGUGGACGGAGUUCAUUGCGGGAGCUUUGUGCGUCAGUGUUUGUGGCAACAAGCGGUUGGUAGAAGCUGCUUUCGCCGUUUUCGACAAAGACGCUGACGGCAAGGUUUCCCAGACUGAUUUUGAAGACAUGUUUGCGAAAGGCGAUGUGGAGUCCUUGUGGAGAAAACAUUUGCCACGCGAGCUGCAGUUCAUGGGCGAUGCUGGCGCUGACGGAAAAUACCUGAAGGAGCAGUUCGUGCAGUACAUGGGGAGGAGAAUGCAAGUUACUUCAGGCCAGUAUGGAACCGCGUAUCUCGUGUCCUGGGACGAGGAGAAGUGUGGAGAAGAGCGAAAGGGCCAGUACAAAGAUGGAGACCAGGCUGUCGCCAAAGUGGUGGGGCUCGAGUUCCUUCCGGAGAAGGAGCACAACUUCGCCUUCCAGGAAGUGGAGCUCAUGAGGGCUCUGCACCAUCCGCACAUCGUGGCACUCCGAGACCAUUUUCUGACAGAGGCCAGCUUAGAGCUCGUCAUAGUCAUGGAGUUCUGCGACAGCGGGGACCUCCGAGGGGAGGUAAAGCGACGCACACAGGCGAAGCCACCCAAUCUACUUCCAGAAGCCACAAUCAUGACUUGGUUCGUGCAGAUGACACUAGCGCUCAACUACAUGCAUCAGCGGCACAUCCUUCACAGAGAUCUCAAAAGUUCCAAUGUUUUCCUGACAACCGCACCAUCUGGAAACGGCGACUAUGAUGUCCGGAUUGGGGAUUUCGGCAUCUCCCGUGUCCUGGAGGGCACAGUCGACGUUGCGGCAACAGUCGUCGGGACACCGUACUACAUGUCUCCCGAGGUCUGCAAGGCUGAGCCGUAUGGUUACAAGAGCGACAUAUGGGCCCUGGGCUGCGUGCUUUACGAAAUGUGUAUGUUGAAGCACGCCUUCGAAAGCCAGUCGCUGCUUGGCCUCGUGUACAAAAUCGUCAGCGAGACGUAUGAACCCAUCCCUCCUCAGUACAGCGCAGACUUGCGCACUCUUCUGGAUGACAUACUCGAGAAGUCCUCAAGCAAGAGGCCGAGUGGCCAAGAGUUGAUUGCAAGGGCUUACGUUCGGCGAUUCGAUGCACCCGGGCAAGCCGACAAGGAUGCAAAAGAAGCCCGCACAGGGAAAGGCUCCAAGGAGACUACAGAGCCAAAGGCAGCUCCAAAGCCACCGGUCAAGUCUACCAUCGAGAACUUAAAGAGAGUUGAGCCAGAACCUGUGCAGCCCAUUAUUGAGGAUCAGCCUGUUCGGCGAGAAUGGCACGCACCGCCUUUCGUUUCGACACCAGCACCGCAGCAUACGCUGGCGGAGGGCGAGCUCAGGGUGCGAGUACUGCUCAGCCGAGUGCGCAGGGGCCUGUCGGCCCGUCGACAGAACUGGCUUCAGGUCUUCGCCAGCUUCGAUAGGAAAGGCGAUGGGCAGCUAAAGGAAGCUGAGUUCGAGCGGGCCGUCACUUCCAUGGCUCUUGGGCUCAGUGACCAAGAAAUUCGCGAGGUCCGGAUCUUUUUGCAGGGUGCGUCCAGCCAUGUGCCUGUGGACCUGUUCGGUGACGCACUACACCGAAAUUUUCCGGAGGUGCAGCACUUGGAGGACUGGGCGAAGCUGCUGCUGAGCGAACUUGCGCAGAAGGCCAUGACCGAGGACGACGCCAAAGCUCGAGAUGUGUAUCCUGGAGCUCAGGUACGAAUUCACAGCCUGCAGAGCGCCAUGGGUGCAAAGCUGAAUGGGUGUGAAGGCAUUGUGGAGACGUGGAAUGCUGCAACUUGCCGCUGGAAUGUCCGGAUUGCAGGAGUUGGUGUCAAGUCCAUUCGCGACGAGCACCUUGAGCAGCUCAAUCCUGGUGCAUUCGGCGCACCAAAAAUGCCUGCAUCUUCCACAGGCACUGAUACGAUAGCAAUAUAUCGGCUUCUUUGCAAAGACGGUGUUACUGCAGUUCAUGAGAGCGACUUCCAAGCGGUCGUGCAGCGUCUUCUCCCUCAAAGUGAAGAGCAGCACAAGAAGCUCCUGUGGCUGCUGCCAAAGUGCCCUGAUGGCAAAGUGGACGUUCCCGAGGCCCUGUCACAGCUGGAGAAAGGAUUCGAUCAGACUACGCAAACCGGUGCAACUUUGGCGGGAGGAGUGGGACGAGCGCCUGUUGGAGCGGGUGGUCCACCUGUGCCGUUGGUUCCUGGUCCACUGAACCCGGCACAAGGAGGGCGUCCUCGCAACACUGGGCUAAGAGGGCCGGGCGGCUUGCCCUCUCCCAUGGCCCCGAACCCAGUCGGUCAGCCUGCCGCACCAGCAGGAGGAACGGCAGCCGGGCAGACUUCAAAUCCGCAGAACGGUGGCACAGGCCGUGCAGAGGCUGCGCUCCUCCGACUGUCGCAACACCUGUUGGGCCGUGCGCGGGCUCCCGGCCCGGGAGUAGAUGUGCUGCGCCUUUUCGCGCGCAGCCCUGAUGUCACAACUCUUGAGGAAGUCAUGGAAGCUGUCAGUGUGUUGCCACUGGGCAUAUCCCGAGCAGAAGUACAGCCCAUCUUUGCUCAUAUUCGUGGUUUGGGUGCCGGAACAUUGCCCCUAUCACAGCUCGCAACUGCGGCAGAGGCAGCCUGUGCUAUGGGAGUUCCAGCAGAGGCUGCUGGCAUUGAACAGAUUGAUCCGAAACGACUGGGCCCUGCGUUGCAGCGGCUUGGCUCACGGGCUUCACAACAAGAGUUCCGAGUGGCUCUGAUGCAGGCCGAGCCGUACAUGACGCACAAUCAGAUGGAGUGGCUAUCCGAGCUUACAGAUAAGGAUGGUGAAGGGCGAUUACUGCCAAACACCUUGCUGCCAAGGCUUGGGCUCACUGCACUUCCAAGCAGGGCAGAUCCCCUAUCGUGGAGCAAUGUCCCGCCUCGCCCUGCGAUGAACCCUCCAAGGCGAACUUCUGUUGCACACAGUGCCCCGCAAGUUUUAGUGGUUUCCGCCCUACUUUGGCGAGUUCGGCAGCGGCUCUUCAUGGCAGGAUCAAAGAUCACACUUGGCUCAUUACUGGGUUUGUUCGAUCUCGCGGACGGAUCCAGUCGACAGCAGGCUGAGGCUGCGUUGGUCAGUCGAGACCUGCUUGGGAGCCUUUUAGGGCACCUGCGGCUUGGCAUAUCUGUGGAGGAGGCCGACGAGUUGCUUUCAGCAAUAGCAGCCAGUGCUGGCAAGCGCUCUGGAGGAUCCGGGACUGUCCAAAUGGCUUUGCUGUACGACAUGAUAGAUCGUGCGGGUCAGCCGGAGAUGGAAAGUUUAGUGGUUGAGCUCCGAGAAGCUGCAAGACAGCGACUUUGGGGAAAGGGAUCCUGCAUCAUGAGUGCUGCUGGUUCAGCAGCUGAUGAUUGGCUCCCAGAGGCAGACUUCAGGAGAGGCUUGAAAGUUGCCAUGGCAGAGAUAUGGGCCGUGCCCGGAUCACUGCCAGAGGACGACGAGGAUCGUUUGGUUCUGCUAGCGGAAAAGGAUGCAGAAGGUCGUGUUCUGUGGCGACCAUUCGUCCAGGCAUUCUGCAGCUGGCCGGAUUUGGACCAAGUCAGUGAAGUCACAGAGGAUGUGCCGCCGUCGCCAGCAGUCAAAACCAAAGCCCGGUCACCGUCACCAGCAGCGGCCACUACGAGCACCACUGCAGCUGCGACACAACAAAGUUGGAGAUCGCAAAAGGCUGCUCAAAAAGAAGGACGAGGAGUCAUAUCUGCCGCCGGCAAAGCUGGGCCAGCAAACCCACCGCUUUCCCCACAAAACCAAAAACGUGGUUUUUGUUGCUUCCGCCGUCGAAGUUUGUGA